This is a messenger RNA of Cololabis saira (Pacific saury), 954 nucleotides long. RefSeq names its product granzyme A-like. The coding region runs from base 15 to 800 and encodes 261 amino acids. Gene Ontology annotation, biological process: proteolysis. The transcript is spliced from 5 exons. The record is from RefSeq and is a predicted model, not a curated record. Lineage: Eukaryota; Metazoa; Chordata; Actinopteri; Beloniformes; Belonidae. Gene Ontology annotation, molecular function: serine-type endopeptidase activity.
UCAGAUGCGAGGAAAUGUCUCCCCUGAAAAGUUUCAUUGCUUUAAUCUCAUGUGGCUUUCUCUGUCUUACUUCAAGUCAUGGUUCUGAAAUUAUUCAUGGGAAAGAAGCCUCGCCACACUCACUGCCUUUCAUGGCCCUGCUGGCCCUGGAGAACGGCAUACCGGAUUGUGGAGGGACAUUAAUCGAUCCACAGUGGGUCCUGACUGCUGCCCACUGUACUGGCAUGAAAACUGUGUUGCUGGGGGUGCACUCCAUAAAGAACAAGAUGAAAGAAAAAGACUCCAGGCAGGUCCAGAAGGUGAAGAAAGCAAUUCCUCAUCCCUGCUAUGAUGAAAACGAAAAUCUCAACGACCUCAUGCUGCUCAAGCUUCAAAAGAAAGCAAAGGAAACCAAGACAGUGAAAAGUCUUAAGCUGGCAAAAACUGUCAAUGAGCCGGCAGCGGGCACCAAGUGUCUGGCAGCUGGAUGGGGACGUACCAAUAGCAAGGUAGAGACAAUGUCGGAUGUCCUGAUGAACGUCAACGUGACUGUGGUCGACAGAGCGAAGUGUAACUCACCGGAGUAUUACAACUUCGAUCCCGUCAUCACCAAGAGCAUGGUAUGUGCCGGGUCGGACGGUAAAAAAGCUGCAGGUACCUGUAUGGGGGAUUCAGGAGGACCGCUGCUGUGCAAUGGGGUUCUGGUUGGAGUCACUUCAUUUGGAUAUUGGGAUUGUGGAUUGGUAAAGAAGCCUGGCGUAUACUCUUUUCUCACAGAAAAACAACUUGAUUGGAUCAAGAAUACAAUGAAAAAGUAUUGAGUACAAUGAGGGCUCUCUUUGAAUGCUUGGCUGUUUGAACUAUUUUAACCACUUCUGCUUUUAUUUUACAUUUAUUUUAUCCUGCAAGGCGUUUCUAUAUGUGUGACAAAUUAAAUAAAUAAAACCCAAGCCCUCCAGCUCUGCAGAGGGGACU